AUGGAUUUUCGACAACCCUUUAAUUCUCAUAGCUCGUAUAAACAGAUUAUAAGCACGGGAGAUCAAACCGAGAAGACGAAGAAGAAGAAGAAGAAACUCUCGGUUCUUGACGAUGAAGACGAUCAUACUAACCACAUUGCUAAAACUCAGAGCUCUGGUUCUAGCUUUGAUGGACAUAGCUACAAGUUCUGGGAAGACAUUGCACCCGAUGAUCACUUGCGAAACCGAAAAAGCGGGAGUUUCGAUUUCCCGCAAUUCCGUGAGGAGAUCACACUCGAUGUGAACGACGAAACAGAGGAAACAGAGGAUAUAAGCAACAACAACAAUAUGUCUGGUUCGAAAGAAACGAGAGUCUCUUUCAAAAUCAACAGUUCAGGAACCAAUAAUAUGUCUGGUUCGGUACGUUCUUGUACGUCUUCAACUUCUUUUUCUUCGGCGACAAUGCGGAUGAAUUUAGAGCAGCAGUUGGAAGAGGAAGGAGAAGUAGUUGUAAGAUGUUCAUCGAUGAGGAAAUCAGAGCUGGUUUCGAGGGCGAAGGCGAGAUCGAGGUUGAUAGAUCCGCCACAAGAAGAGGAACAACAGUAUUCGAGUUGGAUCGGGACAUCGGAUCAGUUAAGAUCCGGUUUACUUGGGAGACAAUCAGAUGAUAUUGAGGAAGAAGAUGAUUCAUUAGCUGAGGAAGAUGUUCCACAAGAAUAUCGAAGGUUGAAAAUGGACGCUAUAACGUUGCUUCAAUGGCUGAGCUUGAUCGCAUUAGUAGUUGCGUUAGUGUUGAGUCUAGCGCUUCAUACCUGGAGAAAUGCAACUAUUUGGAGCCUUCAUCUGUGGAAAUGGGAAGUGGUCUUGCUGGUUCUUAUCUGCGGGAGGCUGGUUUCGGGAUGCGGAAUAAGAAUUAUUGUCUUCUUUAUCGAAAGAAACUUCUUGUUGAGGAAACGGGUUCUUUACUUCGUGUACGGUGUGAAGACGGCUGUUCAGAACUGUCUCUGGCUCGGCCUUGUGCUUCUCGCUUGGCAUUUCUUGUUUGACAAGAAAGUAGAAAGGGAAACACAGAGCGAUGUUCUUCUUCUCGUGUCCAAAAUCUUGGUGUGUUUCUUGUUGAGCACCGUCUUGUGGCUGAUCAAGACACUGGUGGUGAAAGUUCUAGCUUCUUCGUUCCACGUUAGUACCUAUUUUGAUCGGAUUCAAGAAGCUCUGUUUCAUCAUUACUUGAUUGAGACGUUAUCUGGACCUCCAAUGCUUGAGUUGAGCAGGAUUGAGGAAGAGGAAGAUCGGGCGCAAGAAGAGAUCCUCAAGAUGCAGAAAGGAGGAGCCGACUUAUCACCCGAACUUUGUUCCGCUGCGUUUCCUCAGGAAAAAAGCGGGAGUACAAUGAAUACAAAGUUCUCUCCAAUCAUCCCAAAGACGGGAACUGAUAAUGGAAUCACAAUGGAUGAUUUGAACAAAAUGAAUCAGAAAAACGUUUCAGCAUGGAACAUGAAAAGGCUGAUGAAGAUUGUGAGAAAUGUUUCGCUGACUACAUUGGACGAACAAGCGCUUCAAAACACAUCUGAAGAUGAAUCCACCCGACAGAUACGUAGCGAAAAAGAAGCUAAAGCAGCUGCAAGAAAGAUUUUCAAGAACGUAGCUCAACCUGGUACAAAACACAUCUACCUGGAGGACUUAAUGAGAUUUCUGCGAGUAGACGAGGCGAUGAAGACAAUGUGUCUCUUCGAAGGUGCAUUACUGACCAAAAAGAUUACCAAAUCAGCCUUGAAGAACUGGCUGGUCAAUGCUUUCAGAGAGCGAAGAGCACUUGCCUUGACACUCAAUGACACCAAAACAGCAGUGAACAAACUACAUCAUAUGAUUAGUUUUCUCACUGCCAUUGUCAUCAUAGUCAUAUGGUUAAUCCUUCUUGAAAUCGCCACUUCCAAGUAUCUUCUCUUUUUAACUUCACAAGUUGUACUCUUAGCCUUCAUGUUUGGGAACUCUCUCAAGACCGUCUUCGAGUCCAUCAUCUUCCUCUUCAUCAUUCACCCUUACGAUGUUGGUGAUCGGUUACUAAUCGACACUGUAGAGAUGGUGGUGGAGGAAAUGAACAUUCUGACAACAGUGUUUUUGAGAGCUGACAAUCUGAAGAUUGUGUAUCCGAAUAUUCUUCUGUGGCAGAAAGCAAUACACAAUUACCACCGUAGUCCGGACAUGGGAGAUGAAGUUACAUGCUGUGUCCACAUUACUACUCCUCCUGAAAAGAUUGCUGCAAUCAAACAAAGAAUAUCGAGCUACAUUGAUAGCAAGCCAGAGUAUUGGUAUCCAAAAGCUGAUAUCAUUGUAAAAGAUGUGGAAGACUUGAACAUUGUGAGGAUAGCAAUUUGGCUGUGUCAUAAAAUUAACCAUCAAAACAUGGGAGAGAGAUUCACAAGAAGAGCCUUGUUGGUCGAGGAAGUAAUCAAAAUCCUCCUCGAACUCGAUAUUCAGUACCGGUUUCAUCCACUUGACAUUAAUGUCAAAACCAUGCCAACAGUUGUCUCGAGCAGAGUUCCACCUGGCUGGUCACAAAACCCUGAUUCAGGGUAAUUAGAGAUGAUGAGUGUGCCUUUUCUUUCAGUGGAUAAAACAUUUUGAGUGUAAAAUCUGUUAUCUUAGGUGCAUGAGAGACAGCAAACUGUGUUUUAGUAUGAUGGUGUUGUAUAUAUAUGAAGGUGAAAGCAAAUAAGAGAUCAUAAACUUGUGUUAUAGAAAAACUUU
Arabidopsis lyrata subsp. lyrata is the source of this 2727-nucleotide messenger RNA. RefSeq names its product mechanosensitive ion channel protein 7. Gene Ontology annotation, cellular component: plasma membrane. The transcript is spliced from 5 exons. The coding region runs from base 1 to 2556 and encodes 851 amino acids. NCBI's taxonomy places the organism in Eukaryota, Viridiplantae, Streptophyta, Magnoliopsida, Brassicales, Brassicaceae. Gene Ontology annotation, molecular function: mechanosensitive monoatomic ion channel activity. The record is from RefSeq and is a predicted model, not a curated record. Gene Ontology annotation, biological process: transmembrane transport; monoatomic anion transport.